Messenger RNA from Misgurnus anguillicaudatus (oriental weatherfish), 2942 nucleotides. RefSeq names its product wingless-type MMTV integration site family, member 16 (gene wnt16). Gene Ontology annotation, biological process: canonical Wnt signaling pathway; neuron differentiation; multicellular organism development. Gene Ontology annotation, molecular function: cytokine activity; frizzled binding. NCBI's taxonomy places the organism in Eukaryota, Metazoa, Chordata, Actinopteri, Cypriniformes, Cobitidae. Gene Ontology annotation, cellular component: extracellular region. The record is from RefSeq and is a predicted model, not a curated record.
AGCUUUCUAACCAGUAAACAGGCACGUCUAAUGAAUAUUAAUGAAGCUUUCUACCAAUCAGAAUGUGAGAGCGCAAUGCGCGUGUCUUCAGUUUUGCGCAUAUAACGGUUUGGUCCAUAUCGGUGCGCACUGAUGGAGAUGUUCACUUGUUAGUGGUCGGUCGUCGUUGUAGACACCAAGACGGAUCGUUCAGUGACUUGGUGGACACACGCAGAGGAGAUUUAUGAAGUUAAAGGGACACUUUGUGGAUUACACAAACUAUUAAAUUAGAUUAGUAGUUAAAAAGUAAGAUGCGUCUUUGUCCAAACGUCCAGUUGAGCUUUUAUAAAUGAAGUGGUCAUGGAAAACACCAGUUCUGGAAUACAUGCAAUUUACCAUUUAUUCCUUAUAUGGCUCCUACUAUGCCCUCUGUGUUCUCAAGGAAGUUGGAUGCCGACAGGAGAGGAGACCCGGUUCUGAUCUUUGUGUCACACUGCUCCGCAUCACAGGUGGUUGGGCUUCACCUCUGUAGGAGUGCUCGAGAAGAUGGGCUGCGCGCAUUUGCCCCUAUCGCACAAGCAGAAGGACCUGUGCGCGCGCAAACCGCACCUUCUACCCAGCGUUAAAGAAGGCGCGCGCCUGGGCAUCACCGAGUGCCAGACCCAGUUUAAGCACGAGCGCUGGAACUGCUCGACCAGACGGGACCCGUCCGUGUUUGGAUACGAGCUCACCAGCGGUACGAAAGAGACGGCGUUCAUUUACGCAAUAAUGGCGGCCGGACUCGUUCACGCCGUCACUCGCGCGUGCAGCGCGGGAAACAUGACGGAGUGCGCGUGUGACGGCAGUCUGGCGGGCACAGGGUCACCGACGGAAGGUUGGCACUGGGGCGGCUGCUCGGAUGACAUCGCGUACGGGACCUGGUUCAGUCGCCGGUUCAUCGACAACUCGGUGAAAAACAUUUCGAGCCGCGGUGAAGACGCCAUGUUUACCAUGAACCAACAUAACAGCGAGGCUGGGAGACAGGCGAUUGCCAAGACAAUGAUAACUGACUGCCGGUGCCAUGGCGUGUCGGGUUCGUGUGCAGUAAAGACGUGUUGGCGCACAAUGGCUCCUUUUGAGCGUGUUGGCGUCUACCUUAAGGAGCGCUACGAGACCAGCGUUCAGGUGAUGGACCGUUUCAAACGUAAGGUGAGACGCAAGGAAAAAGACAACCGGCACAAGCCCAUCACCAAAGAGGAGCUAAUCUUUCUCAACAAAUCACCCAAUUACUGCUUAGAGGACCGGCGGUUGGGCGUGACGGGGACCAGGGGCCGCAGAUGUAACAGAACUUCAGCCGGGCCGGACGGCUGCAAUCUCCUGUGCUGUGGGCGGGGCUAUAAUACGCACGUGGUACGACACGUAGAACGCUGCGAGUGCAAAUUCGUUUGGUGUUGUUACGUUCGCUGUCGUCGCUGUGAGACGAUGAGCGACAUGCACACCUGCAAGUAGAGCAGAUUUGGACAGGGUGGGAAAAAUGGAGACCACACCUCGUGUCGAAACUUCUUGCGCAAACCCUUUAGGGCCUAGCAAACAAGGGUGUUGACGAAAUAUCCAAGGCAACCGAUGAUCCAAAGCAAGAACUGGGGAAGGGGGGAAUGGCAUAAUCCUCUUCAAUUUCACAUGCGCAACACUUCCCAUGGGCUUCAAAUGGGAUUCAAGCCAUUUUGUAUAUAUUGACUUUGGACCUUAAAUAGUUUGCUGGAAAAGACCCACAUAGAAAAGUGUAAAUAGAUGUUUACCUUAAAAUAUUUGAUCUAUACUGAGAACGAAAGAUGCAUCCUUUAUUUUAAGAAUAUUUUCAAUGCAAUUUAUGGCAUUUGUCAUAAAACUAAGUAGUUAAUGAAUGUAUUGUGCAAUUGCUCAUACACAGCAAUAGCUCAUACGCUGCAAAAAGUGAAAGUUGGAUCUACUUGAAAAAUUACUCCCAACUGGUAACACCUAAAAAAUUUCCACUUAAAUUUUUUUUAGGUGUUAUCAGUUGCAGUUAUUUUUUAAGGUAAUCCAACUUUAAUUUUUACAGUGUAGUUUCAACAUUUAAUGUACAUAUUAAGUUAUGAACAAUUGUCUAUGGCUUACAACCAUGCUUUGUAUAAAAAUCAUGUAAAUUCUUCUUGCUUGUGAAUGCUUUUUAUAUAUCCUGUAUACUUCUUUUUUCCUCCCAGAUAUAAUAAUUUAAUUUAUGCAAAUUUCGCAAGUAAUUUCUAGGGCUGUCAAAACUUUAAUUGCGAUUAAUCGCAUACAAAUUAAAAGUUUGUGUUAGCAUAAUAUAUUAAUGUAUAUAAAAUGUAAUGCACACAUACAAAUUUAAGAAAAAUGUAUAAUUUUAUUAAAUUAUAUAAUCCGAUAUCAAUAUUUAUAUAUAUUAGUCAAAGGAUUAAUCACGAUUAAUCACAUACAAAAUCAAAUUUUGUUUUUGCAUAAUAUAUGUGUGUGCGCGCUGUGUGUAAUUAUUUUGUAUAUAUAAAUACACACACACAUGCAUGUAUGUAUUUAAGAAACAUUUACAUGUAUGUAUAUUAAUUUAGAAAUUUAUAUAUUAUAAUUUUCUUAAAUUUAUACAUGUAUGUGUGUAUUUAUUUAUACAUAAUAAUUACACACAAUACACACCCUAAAAUAUUAAACAAACUUUUAUUUUGUAUGCAAUUAAUCGCGAUUAAUCUUUUGACAGCCCUAAUAAAUAUCUAUGUCUAAAUCUAUAUCGAUAUAGAUAUAUCUCAUGCAAAUGUUUCUUAAAUUAAUGUAUGUGUAAAUAUUUUCUAUAUACAAACAUAUUAUGCAAAAACAAACUUUUAUUUUGUAUGCGAUUAAUCUUUGGACAGCCCUAGUAAUUUUCAAAAGUGUAGAUUAUGGAUUUGUACUGCAGCUGGAGCUUUAUCGACUUGUAAUUGAAAUGUCAUGUUUAAAGGGUUUACGUUUUCAACAUA